GCUGGCCUCACGAGAGUCAGCCCAAGACCGGGUCCCUGCGAGGUCCUCAUUCCCGCCGCUCCGUGCCCUCCGGGCCGGCGCCCUUUGCUCUGUGCCUGCCACGGUCGUUAGAGCAUUCUUCGGAACGCCGGCCAGUUGUCCAGGCCCUGGGGGCUGGCCUCCCACCCCCGACUUCUGUCCUCCCCCCUUCUCUGUUUGUUGCCCCGCCCCAAGCGAGAGAGACUUUGAACAGAAUGUCCUCCCUCACCCGUAUUGCCAUUGUCUCUGAAGACCGGUGCAAGCCCAAGAAGUGUCGCCAGGAGUGCAAGCGCACCUGCCCGGUCGUCCGCAUGGGCAAGCUUUGCAUUGAUGUCGAGCCCACCUCCAAGAUCGCCCUCAUCUCUGAGGACCUUUGCAUCGGCUGCAACAUUUGCACCAAGAAAUGCCCGUUCGAGGCCAUCUCCAUUAUCAACCUGCCGACCAAUCUCGAGAAGCAGACCACCCACCGCUACCAUGCCAACAGUUUCAAGCUCCAUCGUCUCCCCGUUCCUCGCCCUGGUCAGGUCCUCGGUCUCGUUGGUACCAACGGUAUCGGCAAGUCCACUGCCCUGCAGAUUCUGGCCGGCAAGCUGAAGCCCAACCUCGGCAACUUCUCCAACCCCCCCGACUGGGCCAUGAUCCUGAAGUAUUUCCGCGGCUCCGAGCUGCAGUCUUACUUCACGCGCAUCCUCGAGGAGGAUAUCCGUGCCCUGAUCAAGCCCCAGUAUGUGGAUAUGCUGCCGCGCUCGGUCAAGGGUCGCGUUGGCGAUCUGCUCAAGGGUCGCUGCACUCUGGACAACUUCGAUUCGAUUGUCAAGAGCCUCCAGCUUGAGAACGUUCUUGAUCGUGGUAUCCAGCUUCUGUCUGGUGGUGAGCUCCAGCGCUUCGCCAUUGGUAUGGUCGUCGUGCAGAAGGCCAACAUCUACAUGUUCGAUGAGCCGACCUCCUUCCUGGAUGUCAAGCAGCGUCUCGAGGCUGCUCGUGUCAUUCGUGGUGUCGUUGCUUCUGACCGCUACGUCAUCGUUGUCGAGCACGAUCUUUCCGUCCUUGACUACCUGUCGGACUACGUCUGCGUCCUCUACGGUUCGCCCGGUGCUUACGGUGUUGUCACCAUGCCGUACUCCGUGCGCGAGGGUAUCAACAUCUUCCUUGAUGGUAUGAUUCCUACGGAGAACCUGCGCUUCCGCGAGGACUCCCUGUCCUUCCGCAUGCUUGAGUCUGCCGAUGAGGAGUUCGUCGUCAAGCGCCACAGCCAGUUCAAGUACCCGGCCAUGACCAAGACCCAGGGUGCUUUCCACCUGACCGUCGAGGCGGGCGACUUCUCCGACUCGGAGAUCAUCGUCAUGCUCGGUGAGAACGGUACCGGUAAGACCACCUUCAUCCGCAUGCUUGCCGGUCAGAUCAAGCCCGACCUGGAGGAUGUCGACAUCCCCUCCCUCAAUGUGUCCUACAAGCCGCAGAAGAUUUCCCCCAAGUUCACGGAUUCCGUGCGCUCGCUCUUCCUCAGCAAGAUCCCCACUUCCUUCAACCACCCGCAGUUCCAGGCGGAUGUCCUGCGCCCGAUGCAGAUCGAGCGCCUCCUGGACCUCAAGGUUCCCGAGCUGUCUGGUGGUGAGCUCCAGCGUGUGGCCCUUGUCCUGUGUCUCGGUAAGCCCGCCGACAUUUACCUCAUUGAUGAGCCUUCUGCCUAUCUGGAUUCCGAGCAGCGUAUUAUCGCCUCCAAGGUCAUCAAGCGCUUCAUCCUCCACUCGAAGAAGACCGCCUUCAUCGUCGAGCACGACUUCAUCAUGGGUACCUACCUGGCCGACCGCGUCAUUGUCUACGAGGGUACCCCCUCGCUCAAGGCCACCGCCCUGGCCCCGGUUAGCCUUGCGUCCGGCAUGAACACCUUCCUCCGGUCCCUGGAUAUCACUUUCCGUCGCGACCCCACCAACUUCCGUCCGCGCAUCAACAAGCAGAACUCCAUCAAGGACCGUGAGCAGAAGCAGGCUGGUAACUUCUUCUUCCUGGAGACCCUCGCCGAGUAAGGAAAUCCACUUCCAUUUGUGCCUUAUCGUCCCCCUGCGGGAAGAAGAGAGGAGGAACAGAGGAGAGGGGCGAGCAGCAUGUGUUUUUUUACACUCCCCCCCCCUUGGUCUGUGCCCUCUCUCCCUUUCUCUCUUGUGCUCCUUUGAUCUCUCCCCCUCCCAUCUCCCGGUGCCCUUGUGGCAUGGCGGUGUGGGCGAGAGAAAAAGAAAGAGGCUGAGGCCGAUCGUGCGCCCCGUUUUUCACCGUCGGGUCCUCCCAUCUUGCACGGGGACUUUCACCCUUGCACUAUCCAUUUCUCCCUCCUCCCCCUCGCCCUUUUCCCUUUCGCCUCUCCUCCCUGUCUCUUCGUGAGUUGCUUGGGAGAUCCGGCGAGGGGGCGGGCGGGGAGGGGGGGGGAGGUGGGGGAGAAGGGAAAGGGGGCGGCGCCCGCGUUCUUCUCUCUCUCUCUCUCUCUCU
Fonticula alba is the source of this 2502-nucleotide messenger RNA. Its product is annotated as ABC transporter E family member 2. Gene Ontology annotation, molecular function: ATP hydrolysis activity; ribosomal small subunit binding; ATP binding. Bases 234 to 2045 code for a protein of 603 amino acids. NCBI's taxonomy places the organism in Eukaryota, Rotosphaerida, Fonticulaceae. The transcript is spliced from 9 exons. The record is from RefSeq and is a predicted model, not a curated record. Gene Ontology annotation, biological process: translational initiation; translational termination; ribosomal subunit export from nucleus.